Molecule: messenger RNA, 1012 nt
Organism: Olea europaea var. sylvestris
Lineage: Eukaryota; Viridiplantae; Streptophyta; Magnoliopsida; Lamiales; Oleaceae
Product: cytochrome b6-f complex iron-sulfur subunit 2, chloroplastic-like
Exons: 5
Coding region: 94-786 (230 amino acids)
Cellular component (GO): plasma membrane
Molecular function (GO): 2 iron, 2 sulfur cluster binding
Source: RefSeq, a predicted model, not a curated record
CAUAAAUUGUCGUGGUCACACUCCAUUCGUCUUAAUAGCUUCAUCUCCCAACUCUCAGAUACUUGAAAAGUUUCCUCUCCUAAAUCGCAGCUGAUGGCGUCUUUCACUGUAUUCCCCGUCACCCCAUCUCCGCUGUGCUCGAGCAAGAAUGGGAUGAACUCAUCUUCACAAGCAGCGCUCAUAAAAUGCGUGAGAAGCAGCCAUUUAGUUCAAAAGGAGAAUAAGAUGAGGGUCUCGUGCAUGGCAAGUAUUCCUGCAGAUGAUCGAGUGCCUGAUAUGGGAAAGAGGGAGCUCUUGAAUUUGCUCCUUUUGGGUGCUCUUUCACUUCCCACCGCCGGCAUGUUGGUUCCUUAUGCUUCGUUCUUUGUCCCACCUGGGACUGGAGGGUCUGGUGGUGGAAUCGUAGCCAAGGAUGCAUUAGGAAAUGAUGUUCUUGCGGAUGUAUGGAUCAAAAACCAUGGACCUGGGGAUCGGACCCUUACACAGGGAUUGAAGGGUGAUCCGACCUACCUUGUUGUGGAGAGUGACAGAACACUGGCAACAUAUGGCAUCAAUGCUGUAUGCACUCACCUCGGCUGUGUGGUUCCAUGGAAUGCUGCUGAGAACAAGUUCAUUUGCCCCUGCCACGGAUCGCAAUACAACAAUCAAGGAAGGGUUGUUAGAGGACCGGCUCCGUUGUCGUUGGCCUUGGCUCAUGCUGAUGUCGAUGUCGAUACUGGGAAGGUAGUGUUCGUUCCAUGGGUUGAAACAGAUUUCAGAACUGGUGAAGCUCCAUGGUGGGCUUAAUUACAUUGAUUUUACUUUGCUUGUGAUUUGUAUGAAAACCUUGAUUUAGUACUAUAGCAUUUGCUAUCCAGUUAUAUUUUGGCAUGCUUGUUAGUUGUAUAUCCUUGUGAAACAUGAUAUAUUACAUUUUGUUCAAUUUUACAUAAUUAAUAUAGUACACAAUAUCGGAGAAAAGAAGAACUGUAAUUUAUUUAUUCCUCAAUUUAUUAAACCUCAGAAUUUUUCA